This is a messenger RNA of Gossypium arboreum, 2293 nucleotides long. RefSeq names its product piriformospora indica-insensitive protein 2. Gene Ontology annotation, molecular function: protein binding. Bases 671 to 2101 code for a protein of 476 amino acids. The transcript is spliced from 2 exons. The record is from RefSeq and is a predicted model, not a curated record. Lineage: Eukaryota; Viridiplantae; Streptophyta; Magnoliopsida; Malvales; Malvaceae.
GAAAAGAAUCACAAGGAGCUGCAAAGUGCAUGCCAAAGUAGACAACCGCAUAAUAAUAGCAUAAAAUUAGAAGGGGUCGCUCUUCCUUUCGCUUUCAGUUUCAGAUUUCAGUACUCAAAGCAAAGCAAAAGCCCCCCUUCAGUUUCUAUUUUUUACUGCCUUUAAUCUUGUUACUACUGCUAUUACUUUCUUGGCUUGGACUACUGUGCUUGUAUGGAUCUUUGUGUUCUUUCUGCUAUAUUACUUACCUUAGCUUUCCUAUUACCAACAUGGAAGCAAAUUUCUCUACUCCCUUGCUGUGCUUCUCACCUCUCUCCUUUUCUUUUUCCCUUUCCCUUUCCUUGCUCACUUAACCAUCCUUUUUGUUCCUUUCACUCUCAACUCUGCAUACUAUCCUAAGCUUUCUCCAGAACACAGUAUGCCUUUCGAAGCUGUCCCAUGCUUCCUUUGCUUCUAUGUUGAUUGCUUUCAGUUCCACCCCCUUUGUAUCUCUUCCCCUUCUUCUGUCUCUCUUCUUUACCUUAUCUUGACACUGGAAGCUCUUUCACUUUGAAAAGCCUUGUUUACAGUCUCUCUAUACAUUUGUAUUCCUUUUUCUAGGUUGUUUUCCAAAGACCAAGAGCUAUACUUUGUUUUCUCUUUCUGAGUUUUGAAAUAUCUAACAAGGAGGAUGCUUAUGAGAAGCAAUCGUUUUACUUUGGCUGUUUGCAUUCUAUGUUUGGGCAUUUGGUGCUGUGGCCAAGCAUACAAUACUGAAGAAGCAGCUCCCAUGGAGAAAGCUGAGCAAGCCGCUCUGUACUCUGCCAUACAAGGCUUUGUAGGUAAUUGGUGGAAUGGCUCAGAUCUCUAUCCGGAUCCUUGUGGUUGGACUCCAAUACAGGGGGUCUCCUGUGAUAUCGUAGGUGGCCUAUGGUAUAUAACUGCUUUGAGCAUUGGUCCCUUUUAUGAAAACUCACUUGCUUGUGCCACUAAUGUCGAGUUUAGGCCACAGCUCUACCAGCUCAAGCACCUAAAAUCUCUCAGCUUUUUCAAUUGUUUCAUAUCUCUUGGACAUCCAAUUACCAUCCCUGGUGAUAAAUGGGAAAAACUUGCUGGCAGCUUACAGUCAAUAGAGUUUCGGUCCAAUCCAGGUCUCAUUGGCCAAAUUCCUACUGGCUUUGGUUACCUCAAAAAGCUCCAAUCUUUAGUCUUACUAGAAAAUGGGUUAACAGGACAAGUACCAACUAAUAUUGGAAACUUAACCAACCUGAAUCGACUAGUCCUGGCUGGAAACAGGUUUACAGGUCGAAUCCCAGAUAGUUUCGGAAGGUUAAAGAAGCUGUUAAUCUUGGAUUUAAGUAGAAAUUCACUCUCCGGCCAUUUACCUCUAGGUCUUGGUGGUCUGGCAUCACUCUUGAAGUUUGAUUUGAGUAACAAUCAAUUGAAGGGGAAGCUGUUUGCACGUAAUGCAUAUCUGAAGAAUUUGACCCUUUUAGAUGUGAGAAACAACCAGUUUUCAGGUGGGUUAAACCAGCCAAUUCUAGAUAUGCAUUCUUUGGAAGAGUUGAUGCUGUCUUGCAACCCAUUAGGUGGAGAUAUUAUGAGGCUAGAUUGGCAAAGUUUACAAAGUCUUGUGGUGUUGGAUCUCAGUAAUGUAGGAUUAAAAGGUGAAAUUCCUGAAUCCCUAUCUGGAUUGAAGAGACUGAGGUAUCUGGGACUUGGUAACAACAAUCUGGCUGGCAAUCCCCCGCCAAAGCUAGCAUCUUUGCCCAAUCUUAACGCACUGUAUCUAAAUGGGAACAAUCUGACAGGAGUGCUUAAAUUCUCUGAAAUAUUUUAUGGGAAAAUGGGAAAGCGUUUUGGGGCUUGGAAUAAUCCAGAACUCUGCUAUCCAGUUGGGUCAAUGACAACAAGGAAUGCUCCAUAUGGAGUAAAGCCAUGCCAACGAGGUGUCACUUUGCUCGACCCUAAUUCUAGGGCCAAGUUGGGGGAUGGAAACUUGAACAACAAUUCUCAUUUCGUCGCCUCAUUGGGAUUCUCAAGCAAUGGCAUUCAUGGGCUUCGGCAGUUAAUUUUGGUAGAUACAUCGAUAACAGUACUACUAUUGAAUCUUUUCCUAUAGAUCCCUAUUUUGAAAAAGAGAAGCUAGUGAGGCCUCAUCAUUCACCUUUUCACAUGCUUCUUUUUCUUUUUCCCAUCUUGUAAUCCAAACAUCAAGCUAAUUGCUAGAAAGCCCUAAUGCCCAUGUCUUCAUUCUCAAGUAAGGUCAUUUUCUUUUGGGAAGUAUAUAUACACUUUGGUUUUAAUUUGUAAA